This is a messenger RNA of Plectropomus leopardus (leopard coralgrouper), 3817 nucleotides long. RefSeq names its product BACH transcriptional regulator 1b (gene bach1b). Gene Ontology annotation, molecular function: protein binding; RNA polymerase II cis-regulatory region sequence-specific DNA binding; DNA-binding transcription factor activity, RNA polymerase II-specific. The record is from RefSeq and is a predicted model, not a curated record. NCBI's taxonomy places the organism in Eukaryota, Metazoa, Chordata, Actinopteri, Perciformes, Serranidae. Gene Ontology annotation, biological process: regulation of transcription by RNA polymerase II.
CCUCUAUCUCUCCCUCCCUCUCACAUACUCACACACAGGCCAUAUGACUGAGUCAAGCUCAGUUUUUAGUUUGUAGCAGAGUUGAGAUAAGACUUUCUGGGAAACGCAGACUAGUUGGACGGCAUUCCAUUUAGAAAUAACCAUGUAACAGCUGGGACUUUCUUUAUCACACUAAGAAACUCGGAUAUAUAAAGUCCGCCUCGCAAGAUGCCCCUGAUGGCCACGUCUGCCCCCCGGUCGUCUGUGUUUACAUUUGAGUCUGCAGUGCAUUCCUCCCAUGUGCUGCGCUGUCUGGACGAGCAGCGUCGCCGGGACACGCUGUGUGAUGUUACCGUGGUGGUGGAGGGUCAGAGUUUCAGAGCCCACCGCUCAGUCCUCGCUUCCUGUAGCGAGUACUUCACACACAGGAUCUCCUCCCUCACACAGCACGGAGCGGUCGUCACUCUGCCACAUGAGGUAACAGCUGCUGGUUUUGAACCCUUGUUGAAGUUUGCCUACACAUCCAAACUUCUUUUCGGGAAAGACGAUGCCUUAGACAUACGUAACUCAGCUUCCAUCCUUGGUUUCAGAGACCUGGAUGAUGCAUGCUUUGAUUUUCUCCUCCCUAAGCUCUUCUCCAGAAAUGAAGGUUCUGCUCCUCUUCCGAGAAAGACCUGUUGUAAGAAGAAAUGCAAGAGGCGAUUAUCAAAGGAAGACCGUGCCUUUGACUCUGACGAUGUGUUGUUGGAUGAGAAAGAAGUCAAACCAGCUGCUGACUCACCAUCUCAGCAGGAAGUGGCUUGGCACUGUAACAAAUCAGUGAACAGCAAAAUGGGAAGUCAGAACAGCACAGGCGCCCUUACACCUGUGGCUGAAGGGACAAAUAACCAUUUUCUGCAGUGUCCAAAGUAUCGCAAAUUCCAGCUGGCCUGUGGGAAAGAAACUUGUGUCACAGAGAAAAGCCUGAACAAUCCAGCACCCUUAAUAAAGGAUGACUGUGACCUCUCCUGCUCGCCCUGCUCCAGUAAGAAUGAAGCUGAUGUUGAAUUCCCGGGUAAUUCAACCUCAUACUCUACCAGACCGAACAAAGGAGGGGCCGAUGAGCCAUGGCAGACUGAAACACAUGACAAGAAAACAGAGGAUUGUGUGGGUAGAGGGGAGUCUGACGUGAUUAUGAAAGACACAAGUGAAAUGCAGAUAAAAUGGAAAAAGAGGAUGGAUAUGGAGGAAGACAUCAGCUCUUCAGACAGAUCCAAUGUCAAGGCAGUCUCCUCUGGGCCAAGCACAGCACUGAGUGAGAGGUCUGCAGGGUUAAUAUUGCACCAAUGCCCCCUGAAGACCUUUGGUGAGGGGCUUAUGAUCACUGGGUCACUGGGACACAAUAGGUUCACCAUGGACAUUGGAGAGGGCAAGAAAACAAGGGACUCUGAUGCACUAGUAUCCAUUCAUCAAAAUGGAGUGGAGCAGGUGGAAGCUGAGCAUGAAAGGGCAGACGGCGAGAUAGAUUGUAGCUGGCAAGAAGGAGGAAAAGGAGGACAAACAGGCAGCAUGGAGAGAGAGAGAGAAAGGAGCACCGUGGAAAGGGAGGUGGCUGAGCACCUGGCCAAGCGUAUGGGCUCCGAUGUGGGCUUGCCUCAGCUGAACUUCCAGGACCCUGAUCCAGAAAGUUCCUCCGAUACAGGGAACGGACAGGCACAGAGCUCAUCUCUAGAGUGGCUGAAGCUCCACAACAAUCUCAGCUCCGCAAGCACCAGCUGUCCCUUUUUCCGGGAUCUGGACCAAAGCAAAUGUUUAUGGAAGGGAGCAGAGCUGUCUGAGUGCGAGGUGGUGUCUCAGUCAGGCGUGUCAUCCCUGAACUCUGGGGAGGAUGGAGACUCAGAGACAGAAACAGAAGGAGACAGCGAGUCCUACACAAGAGAGAGGGCCAGACAGGUGCAGCUGCCGUUCUCUGUCGACUGGAUUGUGGAUCUAAGCAGAAAUGACUUCCAGCAGCUGCUGAAGCAACAGGUCUUUACACGUGAACAGCUGGAGUUUGUCCACGAUAUGAGACGCCGCAGCAAAAACCGCCUUGCAGCCCAGCGAUGCCGCAAGAGGAAACUUGACUGCAUAUACAAUCUGCAGUGUGAAAUCAACAAGCUGAAGACAGAGAGGGAGAAACUGAUGACGGAGAAGAGCCAGCUGAGCCAGCUGAAGUCCAAAACAUGUCACAGUGUCUCUGCGUUGUGCCAGAGGGUCUGCAGCGAAGCCAACCUGCAGCCAGAGCAGCUCCAGGUGUUAGCCAAAUACACCUCACCAGACUGCCCUCUGUCCUCCUUCUUUCCUCACAUAGACACACUCCUUUCACAGCAUGGGUUGCCACUCCAGCCCCAGGUUUCACUUUCAGCCUCUUUUGUGGGCCAUGAUAUGUACGUGGCGUCUGAGGAGGCGUCACCCACCUCCAGAGGGGAAACAGUAACAGGCAAUGGUCAGCAUUAGCUUUAGAUACACAUCCAGCAUAUGUACAAAACCCAUAGGAUCAGUUAUGAUGUCAAACUGUUAAGUAAACCAAAGGUUCCCACCCUGCUCAGUGAAGCAGUGGUACAUAUACAGCAACACAUGACAAUAGAUUUGCAACGAGAAGGCUGUAAUCAGUGCAGAUUUUAAUUAAAUCCUGCUUCCUUUUCAAUUUAAAACAUAAGCCUCAAAUUAAGAGGUCAGAAAUGCAUUCCAGGUGUCCAAAACAUUUUACCUUUUGUCUCUAAUGACCUUCUGUGGCGAAUGUUUUACGCUUUGCAAAUGACUUAUUAGACUUCUGGUUAAAGCCCAAAGGGACCUGCUCACAAAUCAACUCAGCCAGGGUGCAUGUUGGGAAUGUUUAAUUUUUUUUUUUUUUAGCACUGGGACAAUCAAACUUUAACCAAAAAUCAAAGGGAACAGUGGUCCCUAUAUUUAUAAUGUUCUUCACUGCUUAAUUACCUCAGGACAACACACUUCAUCCUAUGUACUUCAGUUGUUUAAAAUGACAUUUUUAUACAGUUUCUCAGGUUUUAAUAGGACAAAUUCAGCACACAAUACCUCUCACAGACAGUGCUGCCCUCUCUCUGUAGAGUGCAGCAUAAAUCAGCAUUUUGCACCAAAACCAGACAACUCAAUAAAUAGACUUGACUUAGUGUGCCAUGUUUACCUUCUGGUCAUAUGUCUGGCUAUCAUAUUUCAGCCUGUCAUUGUGGUCCUCUGACCACAGUGACACAGCUCUUCUAGGCUGCACACAGCUCUCAGCUUUGCUUCGACUCACUAACACAGACCUCACAAAAAAAUCCCCCAAACGUGUUAAAAGUGCUGUCUAAAGAAACUGCACAUUAGCAGCUUUUAUACAUGAACAAAGUACAAGUUUAGGAUAAAAGCUGCCACACUGUGUAAUUAAAAACCACAUUACGUGCCUGCUCUUUAUUAUAGCAGGUGUCUGACUCUUUUAAUUUUUAAAAACAUUUUUUUUAAUGGAAAUAUUGUGGGUUAUCCACAACCUGAUCAUCUUUGACACACUUAUCCAAAUUUAUUUCAAGGGUCAAGUUAACAAGGUAGCAUUGACUCAUUGUUGCAUGCGGUACAAGCAUAUUUAUGUAUAUAUCUUGUGUUGUGUGUACUAUGGAAAGCACAACUAUUCCUAGUUGCUUUGUGUAACCCAUUUAUUACUCAAUUUCUGCAGCUUUUCUAUAGAAUGGUGCAAGAAUGAGUCCUAAAACCUGGCAAUGAGUUAGCAUUUUAGUACUUCUGGUUUCCUUGCUGCGAAUGGGUUUUUGGUUAGCUGGAAAUAAGGUCUGUAAUUUACACAAGCUGAAGAGGCUUUCACUUUUUUUUC